AUGAACGAGGCCGACAAGAUCAUGGAGAGGGCCGAGGAAGACGCCAGCCCCGAGCGCUUCCCAUCGCGCGCCGAAAAGAAGACGGAAGAAACACACGAGCCAAUUGAGCGAACAACGACCGCCUCGACCAGUUCCUCGUCCUCGUCCUCGUCCUCCUUCUCCGACGCCUCUGCUGCCGAGCGCGAUGGCCGCAUGUCACGCCUGCCCACCCAACGCGACGAGAUCGGGGCCCUGGAGCGCCAUCCGACGGCGCUGAGCCGCAUCCAGACACAACGCAGUCAGCAUAGCGCGACCGUGGGCGCGGGCUUGAAGAGCAGGCAGUCCAGGAAACCGUUGCCUGCGUUUGGCGCCGGGAAGCCGUAUCCGCCGCCAUUGCCCGAAAGAGAGGAAUACGUCGUCGAGUUCGAUGGUCCUGACGAUCCCCUACACGCCCAGAAUUGGAGUCUGAAGAAGAAGAUUUUCACGGCAGCCAUGCUUGGCUUUACCACCUUGACGUCGGCUUUCGGCAGUUCCAUCUUCAGCGCCGCUACAAGGGUAGUGGCAACCACUUAUGGCGUAGGCACCACCGUCGGCGUCUUGGGCACGUCUCUGUAUGUACUGGGUUUCGCGACUGGCCCCAUCUUCUGGGCGCCCUUCUCAGAGCUCAAGGGCCGACGGCUACCGCUUGUCAUUGCAUCUUUCGGCUUCUCCGUCUUCAAUAUUGCCGUGGCUACCGGGAAAGAUCUGCAGACAAUACUGAUAUGCCGUUUCUGGAGUGGAUUCUUCGGCGCCUGUCCGUUGACCUGCGUGGCAGCCGUCUUCUCCGACAUGUUCAACAACCGUACACGAGGCAUGGCAAUAACUAUAUUUAGCAUGACAGUAUUUACUGGCCCCUUACUAGCCCCUUUCAUUGGCGGCUUUAUCGUCAUCUCCGACUUGGGCUGGCGGUGGACCGAAUACAUCGUCGCCAUAAUGGGGUUCGUCGCCUUCGCCCUCAACCUCUUCUUCCUCUCCGAGUCAUAUCCUCCCGAGAUCCUUGUCGCGAAAGCUGCCGAGCUGCGCCGCCGAACUAAGAACUGGGGCAUCCAUGCGAAGCAGGAGGAGAUCGAGAUUGACUUCAGGGAACUCAUGGAGAAGAACUUCAGCCGCCCGCUCAGGAUGCUGGUUAGCGAACCAAUCGUGCUGCUUUUAUCCGUCUAUAUGGCCUUCAUCUAUGGCCUACUCUACCUCUUCCUGACAGCGUUUCCCUUGGUUUUCCAGGGCGUCCAUCAUAUGAACCCUGGAGUCGGCGGGCUUCCAUUCUUCGGCAUGAUCACGGGACAGCUUCUUGCUGGAACAACCAUUUUCCUACGCCAGCCGUCUUAUCAAAAGAAGCUAGCCGCGAACAACGACAUGCCGAUCCCUGAAUGGCGGUUGCCAGAAGUUAUCGUGGGAGGAGCAUGCUUUGCGGUUGGCAUCUUCUGGUUUGGAUGGACGGGCUACAAGGAGUCAAUUCACUGGAUCGUUCCAACAUUAUCUGGCAUCCUAAUCGGAUUUGGUCUUCUCAGUAUCUUCUUACAAGCUCUAAACUACCUGGUAGAUGCCUAUCUUAUGUUUGCCGCAUCAGCAAUUGCUGCAAAUACAUUCCUCCGUAGUCUCUGCGGUGCUGCCUUCCCGCUAUUCGCCCAGCAAAUGUUCCAGGGCAUGGGUAUCCAGUGGGCAGCCACCCUCCUCGGAUGCAUAGCUGCCCUCCUAGUUCCCGUACCCGUGUGGUUUUACUUACAGGGCGCGAAAGUGAGGGAGAAGAGCAAGUUUGCGCCUACGCCAAAGCCGUUAGUCGCGCGGGAGUAG
Trematosphaeria pertusa is the source of this 1809-nucleotide messenger RNA. RefSeq names its product major facilitator superfamily. The transcript has 4 exons. The record is from RefSeq and is a predicted model, not a curated record. Gene Ontology annotation, molecular function: transmembrane transporter activity. Gene Ontology annotation, biological process: transmembrane transport. The coding region runs from base 1 to 1809 and encodes 602 amino acids. Lineage: Eukaryota; Fungi; Ascomycota; Dothideomycetes; Pleosporales; Trematosphaeriaceae.